UCAGGGUCCCGCGCAGCUCUAGGAUUGGAGAGCUUACUCCAGGGCGCUCUCUGCAUCUGCCUCGAAUAGCACCGCACGGAGCAACCUCUCUCGCACCUCCACAGUGCGUGGGUGUGAAGUGUAUUAGGGGAAAGCUAGAGUGACUCUGGGUGCUGGUGAUCGGCUCACAGUCACGUGGCGUCGCCGCCAGCUGCAGAGAGCUCCCAGCUAGCUUCUGCUGCCCAGAGGCUUGGGGGAAAGGAGGGAGGGCUUGCUCCUGCUGGUGACCAAGAGCAGGCAAGAGGGCUUCACACAAAUAAUAGUGAUAAUAAAGAGUAAAAGCAAAGCAUUUAAAUGGAGUUAUUGCAGGAGACAAAAAUCAGCUGCUGCGGGCGUGGGUGUGUGUACAGGGUGGAGGGGAAUUGGGAAAGUAUUUAUCUCGGAGGGGAGGAGACGGCUGCAAGAAGACUUUUGCCUUAGCAUUGUUUUAGCCUUAGGAAAGGAAGAGGCCCGAAGGAAUCCACCUUGCAACUAUCUGCUGUGUCUUUGUGGUGGAAGCUUAGUUUUCCCUUCAGUUUAAUUUGAUGAUUGUUUUCGUUCAUAUUCAGGGAAGAGCCACUCUGUUGGAAGAAGUCCCCGAGCCUGGCAUCCUUCAGUUUUCCCUAUGCUGAAUGUGAGGUUUAAACUGCUUUUUCUUUGUAAUAUACUGUUUCUGAAGGCCAGAGGCCGCGGCCAGUGGCACCGUGGCCUCUCUCUCCGCCAAGGGUGCCUGGGCUUUGGACCACCCGGGUGCCAGAGGUGGUGGAAGACCCAGUCAGUUGUUCCUUGCAACAGGUCUCUAAGCUUGUAAGUUACAACAUAAGGUGGGUGGGGUCGGAACCCCAAAAAGCUGGCGUCCGGGACACCCCACCCUCAGGUUUUCUUUACCAGACACUGGGGUCCUCGCUGCCGCUGCCGAACUUCUCAAUCAUAUGACUUUAUUGGACUUAAAUGGAAAUUUCUUGACGGAGGGAACCGGGUUUGUUCUCCCAGGCUUCGCGCCGCAGUCAAACAGAGCCCCGGGGCAGCUCGCUCACAGCGGAGGAGCAACUUUGGAGUUUUACGCCCUUUCCACACCUCACCCAUGGACUGGAAAGGAUGUUCAGUUACUCGCGGGCUUGUUGUCUGAUACUGGGAUGGAAAGUCACAGUCCGCAGGCUGGAGUGAGACGCGGGAAGAUGCCUGGUCCUUGCCUCGCGGACUCGGCAGCCGCGUCCUUCGAGUCUGUCCACUGAAUUGCGGAGGGCUCGCCCGUGUGCGAGGACCCGAGUGCCACUGCCUGGAGCGUUACCUUGCGCUCCAGCCUCCAGGCUAGCUAAUACCUGGAGGGCAGGGCAGGGCUGUUCCCGCUCUCACCCCUUGCGGAAGGAUGGCAGGAUCCGGCGCAGCGACGUAGCAGCGGGAGAGCACAGCGACCUGCGUCUCCAGUUUCUCCUCAGGACACAAGGCUGACUUCACCUUCCGGACAGCUGCAAAGCCCCUGCCACAACCAAACCAAACUCGCGCCUCGGAGAGGGGCUUCUGGAGUCGGUCACUGCAAGGCGUGGGGAGUGGAGAGAGGGAAGAAAGGGGAAGCCUGGGGCUGGGUGUGCGCGCGUGGGAGCGCGCCUCGGAGCGCCCCGCACUCCCCCACUCCGUCCCCGGGGGCACUUUGGGAAGGAGGGAGUGGUAGUCGCGGGAAUGAGGGAGAAAGAGAAACCCUCUCAAACUGACGCCCCAAACAGGUCCGGAUUUAGAAUUCGAAGCUAAAGGCUGUUAGAAAUCGGGACUCCUCGGCCUCCUCUGCAGCCCCUCCUUUCCCGCCCCGAAGCCGGGGUGGUUUGCUGGCUGCCUGCUUCCCCGCCCCCGGCUCACAGGUCUCUGGCUGGCGGGCGCCCCGUCGGCCGCCGGCUUCCUCCUUGAAACCCGCCGGCGCACAUGAGGCCGCUGCCCCCGCCGCAGGCGCUGGCGGCCCCCUCGCGGUGCCCGUGGUGAUGCCAUGCCCCGCCACCACGCGGGAGGAGAGGAGGGCGGCGCCGCCGGGCUCUGGGUGAAGAGCGGCGCAGCGGCGGCGGCGGCGGGCGGGGGGCGCUUGGGCAGCGGCAUGAAGGAUGUGGAGUCGGGCCGGGGCAGGGUGCUGCUGAACUCGGCAGCCGCCAGGGGCGACGGCCUGCUGCUGCUGGGCACCCGCGCGGCCACGCUCGGUGGCGGCGGCGGUGGCCUGAGGGAGAGCCGCCGGGGCAAGCAGGGGGCCCGGAUGAGCCUGCUGGGGAAGCCGCUCUCUUACACGAGUAGCCAGAGCUGCCGGCGCAACGUCAAGUACCGGCGGGUGCAGAACUACCUGUACAACGUGCUGGAGAGACCCCGCGGCUGGGCGUUCAUCUACCACGCUUUCGUUUUUCUCCUUGUCUUUGGUUGCUUGAUUUUGUCAGUGUUUUCUACCAUCCCUGAGCACACAAAACUGGCCUCAAGUUGCCUCUUGAUCCUGGAGUUCGUGAUGAUUGUCGUCUUUGGUUUGGAGUUCAUCAUUCGAAUCUGGUCUGCGGGUUGCUGUUGUCGGUAUAGAGGAUGGCAAGGAAGACUGAGGUUUGCUCGAAAGCCCUUCUGUGUUAUAGAUACCAUUGUUCUUAUCGCUUCAAUAGCAGUUGUUUCUGCAAAAACUCAGGGUAAUAUUUUUGCCACGUCUGCACUCAGAAGUCUCCGUUUCCUACAGAUCCUCCGCAUGGUGCGCAUGGACCGAAGGGGAGGCACUUGGAAAUUACUGGGUUCGGUGGUUUAUGCUCACAGCAAGGAAUUAAUCACAGCUUGGUACAUAGGAUUUUUGGUUCUUAUUUUUUCAUCUUUCCUUGUCUAUCUGGUGGAAAAGGAUGCCAAUAAAGAGUUUUCUACAUAUGCAGAUGCUCUCUGGUGGGGCACAAUUACAUUGACAACUAUUGGCUAUGGAGACAAAACUCCCCUAACUUGGCUGGGAAGAUUGCUUUCUGCAGGCUUUGCACUCCUUGGCAUUUCUUUCUUUGCACUUCCUGCCGGCAUUCUUGGCUCAGGUUUUGCAUUAAAAGUACAAGAACAACACCGCCAGAAACACUUUGAGAAAAGAAGGAACCCAGCUGCCAACCUCAUUCAGUGUGUUUGGCGUAGUUACGCAGCUGAUGAGAAAUCUGUUUCCAUUGCAACCUGGAAGCCACACUUGAAGGCCUUGCACACCUGCAGCCCUACCAAGAAAGAACAAGGGGAAGCAUCAAGCAGUCAGAAGCUGAGUUUUAAGGAGCGAGUGCGCAUGGCUAGCCCCAGGGGCCAGAGCAUUAAGAGCCGACAAGCCUCGGUAGGUGACAGGAGGUCCCCAAGCACCGACAUCACAGCUGAGGGCAGCCCCACCAAAGUGCAGAAGAGCUGGAGCUUCAACGACCGAACCCGCUUCCGGCCCUCGCUGCGCCUCAAAAGUUCUCAGCCAAAACCAGUGAUAGAUGCUGACACAGCCCUUGGCACUGAUGAUGUAUAUGAUGAAAAAGGAUGCCAGUGUGAUGUAUCAGUGGAAGACCUCACCCCACCACUUAAAACUGUCAUUCGAGCUAUCAGAAUUAUGAAAUUUCAUGUUGCAAAACGGAAGUUUAAGGAAACAUUACGUCCAUAUGAUGUAAAAGAUGUCAUUGAACAAUAUUCUGCUGGUCAUCUGGACAUGUUGUGUAGAAUCAAAAGCCUUCAAACACGUGUUGAUCAAAUUCUUGGAAAAGGGCAAAUCACAUCAGAUAAGAAGAGCCGAGAGAAAAUAACAGCAGAACAUGAGACCACAGAUGAUCUCAGUAUGCUCGGUCGGGUGGUCAAGGUUGAAAAACAGGUACAGUCCAUAGAGUCCAAGCUGGACUGCCUACUAGACAUCUAUCAACAGGUCCUUCGGAAAGGCUCUGCCUCAGCCCUCGCUUUGGCUUCAUUCCAGAUCCCACCUUUUGAAUGUGAACAGACAUCUGACUAUCAAAGCCCCGUGGAUAGCAAAGAUCUUUCGGGUUCUACACAAAAUAGUGGCUGCUUAUCCAGAUCAACUAGUGCCAACAUCUCAAGAGGCCUGCAGUUCAUUCUGACGCCAAAUGAGUUCAGUGCCCAGACUUUCUACGCGCUUAGCCCUACUAUGCACAGUCAAGCAACACAGGUGCCAAUGAGCCAAAGCGAUGGCUCAGCAGUGGCAGCCACCAAUACCGUUGCAAACCAAAUAAACACGGCACCCAAGCCAGCAGCCCCAACAACUUUACAGAUCCCACCUCCUCUCCCAGCCAUCAAGCAUCUGCCCAGGCCAGAAACUCUGCACCCAAACCCUGCAGGCUUACAGGAAAGCAUUUCUGACGUCACCACCUGCCUUGUUGCCUCCAAGGAAAAUGUUCAGGUUGCACAGUCAAAUCUCGCCAAGGACCGUUCUAUGAGGAAAAGCUUUGACAUGGGAGGAGAAACUCUGUUGUCUGUCUGUCCCAUGGUGCCAAAGGACUUGGGCAAAUCUUUGUCUGUGCAAAACCUGAUCAGGUCAACCGAGGAACUGAAUAUACAACUUUCAGGGAGUGAGUCAAGUGGCUCCAGAGGCAGCCAAGAUUUUUACCCCAAAUGGAGGGAAUCCAAAUUGUUUAUAACUGAUGAAGAGGUGGGUCCUGAAGAGACAGAGACAGACACUUUUGAUGCCGCACCGCAGCCUGCCAGGGAAGCUGCCUUCGCAUCAGACUCUCUAAGGACUGGAAGGUCACGAUCAUCUCAGAGCAUUUGUAAGGCAGGAGAAAGUACAGAUGCCCUCAGCUUGCCUCAUGUCAAACUGAAAUAAGUUCUUCAUUUUCUUUCCAGGCAUAGCAGUUCCUUUAGCCAUACAUAUCAUUGCAUGAACUAUUUCGAAAGCCCUUCUAAAAAGUUGAAAUUGCAAGAAUCAGGAAGAACAUGAAAGGCAGUUUAUAAGCCCGUUAUCUUUUAAUUGCAUGAAAAUGCAUGUUUAGGGAUGGCUAAAAUUCCAAGGUGCAUCAACAUUAACCCACUCAUUUAGUAAUGUACCUUGAGUUAAAAAGCCUGAGAAACCAAACACAGCUAAUGCUAUAGGGUGUAUGAAUAUGUCAAGUUUAGGUCAUUUAGAAGAUUUGACACUGUAUUUUGAAAUUAUGGGAGUAAACACCUUCAAAUUUCAGGCAUUUCUGCUUUGUGACUAAAUACAAACUACAUUUUCAAGAUUAGGCCAUAAUGUAUAUUUAAACACAAUAGCUAUCAACAGCUGCUAAUAAGGUAUCAACUAAAGCAGAAUUGGGGAACAAUAGAAAUGGCUGCUUAUUCAAGAUAUAUUUGCCAACCCGUUCCUAUUCAGUCAUUUUAUUAUUAAUGUAAUUUGAAUGUCAAUUUGUGUGCUUUUGGUGAUUUAGCGCUGUGGCAAGCAAUUUUGCACAUCAUUUUCAUGUUGUUCUUUAUGACAAGAAUGUUCUUCAAUUAGAAAAUGUGCAAAUAAUGAAAUUCAGGGCCAGUGGGGCAAAUAGACUAUCUGACAUAUUUGACUUUAUGAAAACGUAUUCCCUGAUGGCAGAAUCAACUUUAUAAGUGGUCAACUUCUACACAAGCGUAUGAAAUACUGGUCAGUAGAACAGCCAUUGUGAUUGGACUGGUUUCUCUGCAGUGGCGCCAACCCCAGGCUUGCCAGUACUGCCCAUGUAAAGGGCAAGUGUGAGAAGCUAUUCUCAUUUUGCUGACAUACAGGUAGGACCCUGGGGGACAGGACAUUUGAGUGGGACUGAGAUAGGAAAGGCUUGAAAAGAAUCCAGAAACACCACCAGGAAGUUGGCAAAGUAAAAGAAAAUGACUUCCCCCUCAAAGGGCAUGAGAGGGAGAGAAACAAACCAAAAUAGAAGAACUAGACUUUUUAGAAAAUGAGUAUUGCUAGGGAAUUCAACUACCUAAUCUUCCCUUAUUCUUAUAUAUAAGCAGAGAAUUUUUGCAAGGUAUUUAUUUUUUAAUAUGCCCUGAAUGUCUUUUGCUAUUAUGUGUACAUUUUGCAUAUGAAAGUCUAAGACGAAACUUCCUUUACUUUUUAUACUGUAGUGAAAAUUUUCUAUUCUUCCCAAGAAUAUUGUCCCAAAUCUGAAAUUACUGGUUCAAUUUCCUGAUAUAAACAUUUACAAUUAGAAGCUAGAUAGUACUGGCAGGGUCUGCACAUCAGAACUUAAAUAUAUCACAGCAGCAAAAAGACCAAGGGAAACAAAACGACAAAUGUAUUUAUCAGAAAGCAAGCAAUGCUGACUGCUUGUUAGAAACCCGUCUAGCUAUCUUAGGUCGUCAGAACUUCAGCCAACAUAAUGACAUUCAAAAGAAAAGAACAUAAGAGAUAGCAUCAAUUCAAUUAAACCCUAGCCACAGGAGGAUUCAAGAAAGGAAGUUGUUUCCUUGGCAGACAUUAAUGCUGCCCCCAGAAGUACUUCUCCAGCAGCCAAGCAGAUGAUCAGGGUUAUCAAGUGGAUGUUCAAAGGAAGAAGGAGGCCCUGAACUCCACCAAUCCUCCCCAGUCCUCCCCAGCCCUCCCCAACAGGUUUUCUCCAUCAUUGACUCUCCCCUGCUUUUCUUCAUUAACUCCUUAUUCAUUCCCUGCCAGAAUGUUGCUUCUGAACUUCACCAGGCCUUAACCAGCCUCCAUCCCCAAGUCAACCAGCUCUCCGCUUUACCUAAAAUGUGCUUCUCAACCUUUUAGAACCUUGUCCCUUUUGAUAAACAUGGAAAUUUUUAAAGCUUCCUCUUCUCAUCCCACUUGGAUUCUGAGACAGUUGGAAUCAUUUAGAAUCUUUUUGGCUGCUGGAAACACAUAGAAGAUAAAGGCUAAAUUUUACACUGCAGUUAAGACUUUGUCAAUCCUUUUAAGCAAUUGUUUUCAUUUUCAAAAUACAGAAUGUUAGUAAAUUAUGAAAAUCAAUUUUUCAUCUUCAUUCAACCUGAAGUGAUGAUUCCCCCUCUCAAGAUUCCCCCUUCCCAAGAACAUUGCAUACACACACAUACACACACACACCCCUCCACUGACCUAAAGCCACACACCUGCCAUGACUGGGCAGGCUGUCUCCCAGUAUUAACAGAGGAAGAGGAGGGAGGCAGCAACUUUCAGGUAGCACUGAUUCUUGGACACACUCUGUCCUGGGUCGAACCCCACUGGCAGCAGGAAUUCUGAAUGUAUUGGGGACCCCUCCUUAGGCUUCGUUAAGCCUCAAACACAGUACAGCUCACCCAGCAUUGCUGAAGACCGAAGAUUCAGAAAGAAAACCUACACACAACACUGAGGUCUUAAUCAUAGCAAAAUGUGAUAAACCAUGUUGUGAAAAACUUUUAUACAUUGAAGCCAUGACCAUUUUGUGUCUAUCUUACUCUAGCACAAAAAUUGGGGGAUGUUAAAAGAUAGUUGUGUGGAAACUGUAAGGUUCUGUCUGUCGCGUUACUCUCUGUGGAAAUGAGAGGGGUCUCCCAUUUACACUAAGCAAAGUUCCAUUGGUCAGUUUUAAUGAUGUCUUGAAGCACAAUUUAGCUGAGCACUGAGUAGCCAUAUGCUUUCUCAGUACAAGUGUGUCUGCCUUCAAUAUGUAGGGUUGAUCAAGCUAUUACUUAAUUGCAAAUAUCCCUUGUAUGAGAUUAACUUAAAAAAUUUUGCUAUGUCUGAUCUAAAUGUUUGCAUUUUGUUUAACUAAAUUAAUAUUUGUAGAUUGCAAGUUUUGUUUAAAAUAACUUUAUUGAGUUUUUAAGUCCUGAUCUGUUCUAAGGUGCCUUUCUCACCUCCCAUUGAUUCAGUGAUUCUGAAGUUCUUAAUUUGCAAGUAAAAUAAGUCUACUAGAGAGGAGGAAAUCAGGCACAAAGUGACCAAUUCUCAUGCCCAUUUGCAAAGCAAAACUAUAAGGAUGAUGAAACCUGGGUAACUAAAUUAAUGGAUCAUUUCACUAAAUCAGAUUGAGGAAAUAUCAUAAAUAUUAACUUGUCUCCCUAGAAGCUGAUAUUUUUCGCCUUAAAUGACAUGGUUGUGUUUUUGUAAAAGAAACUUAAUCUAAUAUAAUUAUGUGCAUUUAAGUGAGCAGUUCUAAGUCAUGUAUGACAAUGCAAUUGUCUGUUUCCUGAAAACAAAUAAAUCAGGAACACCAUAUCCAUUUCAAGCUACCAUUAAAGUGUAAUUUCCUUUGCUCUCUUCUACUGGGAUUAUUUGUUUUAAAGUAAAACAUUAAAAAGAUGUCUAUAAA
Messenger RNA from Cercocebus atys (sooty mangabey), 8207 nucleotides. It is a transcript of the gene KCNQ5, whose product is annotated as potassium channel, voltage gated KQT-like subfamily Q, member 5. The record is from RefSeq and is a predicted model, not a curated record. Gene Ontology annotation, biological process: transmembrane transport; potassium ion transport. Lineage: Eukaryota; Metazoa; Chordata; Mammalia; Primates; Cercopithecidae. Gene Ontology annotation, cellular component: membrane. The transcript has 14 exons. Bases 1997 to 4795 code for a protein of 932 amino acids. Gene Ontology annotation, molecular function: voltage-gated potassium channel activity.